CGCUCUGUGCAUUCAAUCACCCAAUACAAUACUCUGCUGCUAUAUAACGUUAGAUGAUGUGGAAGCAGGCAUGGAGUUGAACACAGAUCAAGAAAUUGGAAGCAUGGAGUGUGACGGCGUCAACCCUGUCCAAGACCCGGUUGAAGGACUGUUGGAGGAUAUCAACAUUGAAGAACCAUCACAUUAUGAUGACCUUGAUAACAAAGCAAGCAUUCAAGACAUUCCGCUCCAUCAGGAAGAUCCAAACAGUGCACAGAAUGGAUCAGCAAGCACUGAAAGUUGCUGUAACCAUAGCGAAGAUGAAGAUGAUGAUAAAAUGCUGUGUAUCUUGCAGUUCAGCAAAGGCACUAACAUGUCAACAAAGAAUUGGCUCUUGUCCUUUCUAAAGGCUCCAGAGAAGGAGGGAGGAGGGGAACUCCUAGUCAGCACCAUCCAAACCAAGAACAACGGUGAUGGAGACAUUGUACUCCAGCUUGGAGCAACAAGGGAGAGGCUCCUUGAGGGAGCUGAGAAGAUCUGUAUCAGGAAGAAAUGCAAGGAUGGAUCCCUGAGGGAGUUCAGUAGGGGACAUCGGGAUCACUUUGACAGUGGAAACAAAUGUUUCCUGACUACUUGCGAGAAACAGCGUGUAAUCUACUACCUCCUUACUAAUGUUCGAAGUUCCAAAGAAGAAGACAUUCCUGGUACCGAGACCAAAAAAAUAACCCUACACCCAGAACAAAGAAUAGUGCCUAAGAUGAUGAACAGUGGACUCAUUGAUGGAAUCUAUCCCCUACACACCUCAUCUGAACUCAUAUCAUUAGAGAAUCAUUGGUAUAAUCAUUCCAAUUACUUCCAAGGCCAACCAAUAGAGAUGAUCAGGGACUACUUUGGAGAGAAGAUUGGCAUCUACUUCUCCUUUCUUGGAUUCUAUACCAAGGCUCUGUUUCUCCCCGCUGCCUUUGGACUCAUCUACUUUCUCCUGGAUACAUUUGUCGGCCAUCUUCCCCAUGGUUAUGCUAUCUUUGCCAUCUUCAAUCUUUUCUGGACCACCUUGUUCCUAGAAUUCUGGAAGAGGAAGUGCAACGCCAAGGCUUUUCGAUGGGGAACCUACGGUAUGGUGAAAUUUGAGGAGCCAAGGGCGGAGUACCACGGACCGAUCGGCACCAACCCUGUGACCGGACGAAGAGAGCCUCGCUACCCCGAGUCCAAACGUUUCUACAAGAAAUACUGUGUUUCAGCCCCAAUCAUCCUGGUCUUCCUCUGCCUAGCCUUUCUCAUGAUGUUAGGCUUCUUCUGGUUUGAAGAUUACCUCAAGACCAAGGUGGAUGUCAACACCACCGUCGGAGGCCUGGUGCUCCUCCUGCCAAGUGUGCUCUAUGCUGUGGUUAUCAUCAUCGUCAACUCCUUCUACCGCAAGAUUGCAAGCUUUCUCAACGAUUGGGAAAACCAUCGUCUUCAGUCAGCCCAUGAAAACAACUUGAUUCUUAAACUCGUUGUGUUUGACUUUGCAAAUUGUUUCAUGUGCCUGUUCUUCAUUGCCUUCUACCUUCAAGAUAUGGUCAAACUACGCAAGUACCUAUCAACCCUACUCAUCAUCCAACAAUUCAUUGAACAAUUCCUUGAGACCGCUCUUCCCUAUCUCAUCCUGAGGUUCUGGCGGGGAAGAAAGGAUGAUGAUGUUGCCAAGGCUAAGAAAGAUGAUGAUGCUCCUCGGGAGGGUGGAAAGAAAGAUGCAGCUCAGCUUGUAGCAGAACAGAGCAAAAUGGACCAUUAUCCAGGGACAUUUGAUGACUACCUUGAGCUGUUCCUGCAGUUUGGCUAUGUAUUCCUCUUCUCAGCUGUGUUCCCUUUGGCUGCUGUCUUUGCUCUACUCAACAAUGUGAUCGAGGUCCGCAGUGAUGCCUUCAAGCUCAGCAGAGUCUGUCAGAGACCGUUUGGACAGGCCGUAGCAGAUAUUGGUACAUGGCAGAUCACCUUUGAGAUAAUGAGUAUCAUAGCUGUCCUUACCAAUGUAGCGUUGAUGGCGCUAUCACCCGAGAUCCAGUCUAUGUUUCCUGACAUGUCUACCACCAAAUACAUCCUCCUCUUUGUGAUUGUAGAGCACAUCUUUCUAGCCUUCAAGGCAGCCAUAGCUAUCUUAAUUCCUGAUCUACCUCAAUGGAUGGAGGUAGAGCUAGCCAAGGAAGAGUUUGAAUCUAGAAAAGCUCUUGCUGAAAGGAAAGCAGCAGAGUUGACCCGCCAGCUAUCUUUCAGCAUGGAAAAGGAGAACGGAGGUAAUAUGAAGGCUGCCCUCGCUGAAGCCCAAGCAGCACAAGCCAGUGAUGCUCACUGAUUGGUCAAAUGAAACCUGCUAGAUUUGUUUCUUAGAUUUCAAAAGCUGAGUUUUAUAAGACCUGUAUUAACAGAGU
Molecule: messenger RNA, 2390 nt
Organism: Lytechinus variegatus (green sea urchin)
Lineage: Eukaryota; Metazoa; Echinodermata; Echinoidea; Temnopleuroida; Toxopneustidae
Product: anoctamin-10-like
Exons: 14
Coding region: 71-2314 (747 amino acids)
Biological process (GO): chloride transmembrane transport
Cellular component (GO): plasma membrane
Molecular function (GO): chloride channel activity
Source: RefSeq, a predicted model, not a curated record